This is a messenger RNA of Lycium ferocissimum, 2973 nucleotides long. RefSeq names its product probable disease resistance protein At4g27220. Gene Ontology annotation, molecular function: protein binding; ADP binding. The record is from RefSeq and is a predicted model, not a curated record. NCBI's taxonomy places the organism in Eukaryota, Viridiplantae, Streptophyta, Magnoliopsida, Solanales, Solanaceae. Bases 123 to 2678 code for a protein of 851 amino acids. The transcript has 2 exons.
UUCUUCAUAGCUUAUUUGUGUAAUUUUGCAACACAAACAGGAUUUUGUGUUUAAUGUUGUUUCUUGAUUAAUCCUAGGGGUAAAAAGAUUAAAAGAACUCCUUUGAAUAUUUUGUGACAAAAAUGGAAGCAAAUGAAGCAGGGGAGUCAUUUUUCCCAACAAAGCUAUUUGGUCAAGAAAACAAGAGAACAUGUGAAAGAAUUUGGAGAUGUUUAAAGAAAGAUAAAGUAACAAGCAUUGGUAUAUAUGGAGUUAAAGGGGUUGGAAAAACAACAUUAGCCAAGCUCAUCAAUCAUAUUCUUGAACAAAAAACUCAAUCCCAAGUUUUUUGGAUAAAUGUUUCUCAACAAUGCAACAUCAAGGGGUUGCAAGGUGAUAUUGCUCUAGCCCUUGGAUUGGAUCUUUUAGUGGAACAAGAUGAAGAGAAGAGGGCGAUCGCGUUACAUGAAUCAUUCAAAAGGAAAAAGGAUUUUGUACUAAUACUAGAUGAUGUGUUGGAAGAUGUACCUUUGAAAAUGUUAGGUAAUCCUCUAAAAGUUGAAGGGGGAAGAUUGAUAGUAACAAGUUCGUUGCUCCAAACGUGUCGAAAUAUGGGAUGUCAAAGGAAAUUUGGAGUGAAAACACUUGAAGUAGAGGAAUCUUGGAGUUUGUUUAUAGAAAGUCUUGGAAAUGAACAAGUGAUUCCUCUAGAAGUUGAAGGAAUUGCCAAAUCUAUGGUAAAUAAUUGUACUAGUGGCCUUCCACUUGGAAUUAUUACAAUAGCUACAAGACUAAGAGAAUUGGAAUUGGAUAAUGUUGAUCAAUGGAGAAAGGCUUUGGAAAAUAUUACUAUUCAAGAGUCAGUUAAAGGGGAGAACAAUGAUGUUAUGAAUAUGUUGUUAUAUAGUUUUAACUGCUUGAAGGAACAAAAGUUACAACAAUGUUUCUUGUAUUGUUGUUUGUAUCCAGAAGAUGAGAAAAUAUCUAAGGAUCAAUUGAUAAGUAGGUUAAUCUCAGAGGGGCUAAUCCAUGAACGAGAGACUCGCGAGGCAGAAUUUGAAGAGGGAUAUGAAAUAUUGAACAGAUUGGAAGGUGUAUGUUUGUUGGAAAGUGGCAUAGACAGUGAAGGUAAUCAAUGUGUGAAAAUGCACAAUCUGAUUAGGGAUAUGGCACUUAGGAUCACUAAAGAAAAUCCUAUAUUUAUGGUGAAAGCUGGAGUUCAACUGAAUGAUGCACCAAUGGAGGAUGAAUGGCUGGAAAAUUUGGACAAGGUAUCUCUAAUGAGGAACAACAUAGCUGAAAUUCCACCAGGAACAUCAGCUAAUUGUCCUAGACUGACAACCUUGAUGUUGCAGCAGAAUUAUCACUUAUGGAAAAUCCCAGAUUCUUUCUUCAAGCACAUGAAGGCGUUACGUGUUCUAGAUUUAGGCCAUACUUGCAUUGAGAAAUUGCCUGAUUCUGUAUCCGACUUGGAGAAUCUCACCGCGCUCUUGCUUGCAUUUUGUUGGAAUCUUAGAUCAAUCCCAACUUUGGAAAAACUCAACUCAUUGCAAGAAUUGGACUUAAGUGGCACCGGGAUUCAGACUCUUCCUGAAUCCCUUGAGGCUCUGUUGAGCCUCAAAUGCCUGAAUAUGUAUGCAAUGCGUUGGGUCGAGAAAAUACCAAUAGGGAUAUUGCCUCAACUCUCCACUCUGCAACGCCUAGUCUUAUCGCAUCAUAUGGACAUACAAGGUGAGGAACUAGAGAUGCUAAAAGAGUUGGAAGAAUUUCAAGGCAGGUUCUCUAAUAUUCAUGACUUCAACCGAUUCAUCAUAGCUCAAGAAAAUGAGGGAUGCCUUGGGUUUUACAGAAUAUUAGUAGGUGACCAUGAUGGCUCAGGACCAAUGACACAAAUCCAAUUCAAUCAUGGAAGAAUUUCGGAUAAAUUAGUCAAGUGUUAUGGACUUGGAAAAGAAGAUGAAGUAUUAUCGCUUCCACAAGACAUUCAACACUUAAAAAUUGAGAGCUGCAAUAACUUCAGUGGCUGUCUUUCAGAUUGUUUGCCAUGUCUUUAUGAAUCUAAAGAUCUAAAGUACUUCAAAGUUCGCUGGUGCAACAAAAUAGAGUACCUUAUGAAGGUAAAAGAGGGGCAAGAAUCCGUCUUAUUUCAUUCUCUCGAGCAUCUUGAUCUCCUUGAAUUGCCUAGUUUUAUUGGUAUUUUCGACGAGUGGGAAACAAGUUUGAGUUCUUCAAUUCCUCUAGCUGGUAUUUUUUCCUUCCUUAGAAUGAUAAGAAUCGAAAGAUGUCACAAUAUCAAGAAGCUACUUCCAAUCGAUCUAUGCUCGAACCUGCAAAAUCUUGAGAGGAUAUAUGUCCUUUCUUGUAGUCAAAUAGAGGAAAUAAUUGUAGACGAAAAUGAUGGACUCGUCGUCCUUCCAAAAUUGACAAGAAUAUGCUUAUGGUCUUUGCCAGAAUUGAAAAGCAUAUGCAAUGGAAAAAUGGUUUGUAACUCAAUCAAGAAAGUGUCAAUAAAGGAAUGUGGUAAGUUAAGGAAAUUGCCUUUCUUUUUUUCCCCUGAAGAGGAAGAUGAGAAACUCAAAAUUCCCUCUACACUCAAAGAAAUUGCUAUACAUUCAAAUGAUAAAGAAUGGUGGGAGUCUUUGGAAUGGGAUCAUCCCAGCACAAGAAAUGAGCUUCAGCCCUUUGUUAACUAUUUGUAAGAAUUGUAUUUUUUAUUUAAGUUAUGUUACUGGGGCUAUUCAAAAAUUGUAACGGUCAUGUGCAUAAUCUUCCAAAAGUAGUGCAUUUUUAGAGGAUCUGACACGCACAACAAUAUUUUUGGAUAGUCCGAGCAGCAUAGGGUUUAAGGCAUUUACUCAAUAAGUUAUGUGUAUUUUUUUCUGCCUAUGACUAAAUGUUUCUCUCCCCCCUAAUCAGCUUCCAGAGUUGAGGCUGAAUUGUUUUGGUGUAAUUCAUGUAACAAUGUUUUGUUUUGCUAUUUCCUGCUGAUGUGAA